CGCGAAGAGAGGAAAGUCUCUAUGCAGUGUCGCAUCCGCGAAAAAGUAGACACGCGAUGGAAAGCGUAAAUAUUUACAUCUCUUGAGUGUUCGUCGGCGCAUUUUUUUAUUUGUAAUCAUGAUAGACGGGAACAUCUCGAUGGAGGAGGACACGGAAUUACGGGAUCUUGUGGUGCAGACCCUGGAGAAUAACGGCGUCCUCGCUAAGAUACGGGCGGAACUCAGGGCGAGCGUGUUCCUGGCACUCGAGGAGCAGGAUUCGGUAAUGAAUCCUGAGCCACUUCUCAACAAAACUGUAAAACAGUACCUGUCCAAUUCAGAAGGAAAAUUAUUAUUUUCCUUAGUUAGGGAGUUCCUAGAAUACUUUGGUCUUGACUAUACAAUAUCUGUAUAUGAUCCUGAGACGUACUUUGGAAAGGAAUAUAACUAUGUAGGAAGAAAUAAGUUGUGUGAAGAGUUAGGUAUUGAUUCAACCGAGCCAUUGCUGGGAGAAAUUCUGAAAAAUAGCAUCAAUGGUGCCUUCAAUAGUUCACAAAAGAGCAAAAAUAGCAACAGACACGACGAAACGGAUGAAACCUCAACACACUUUGCAAACGCGACAUUCGAAGUGUCCGUUCCCAAAAUAAUUCAUACUGAAUCCGUGUCGUCGUCGAAUGACAAUGAUUCCUCUGAAAAGUUAGAUACUACUUCCGAGCAGAGUCCGAAAGUUCCAAUAAACGUGACAAUAACGGACAAGAAAUGCAAAGAUCCGCCGGCCGACUCCGAUAUUAGGACGGAUACGUCGGAUAAAUGUCAAUCUUCUCUCAGGGAGAGUACAACAGACACUGAAGGAAUUGAAGGUAACAGGAACAAUAAUGUAAAUUUUGAUAAGUCCACCGCAAGUCCACACGGCGCAUGCACGACGACGAACGACGUGGCACAGGAGACUGAUAGUACCGUUACGUCUAAUCAAACGAGCCCACUGAACAAAUCCGAGUCCCUAAUUAAGUUCGACGAGUCUAUAGCGAUUGACACGCAAGCGAAUCAAAACGAGGAUGUAACUAAGCAAAACAGUAUAAAUAGUUUGGAGCUAAGCAUAGAGAAUAAUGUACAAAGUAAGAAACCGGUUAACGCGGGAAGCAAUUUCGGGAAGACUUUAUAUUUUGACGAGAUUAUCAUCGGCGGUGAGCGGAAGAACGUUAGUACAAUGAAUAAAGCCGAGCCUUUUCUAGAAGACUUGCCGAGUAUAAAUCAAAAAGCUAAUUCUAUAUUUGGCGAUUUGCCGCCACUGAAUGGUAAAAAGGCCAACAUCAAUGAUCUGAAGGAAUUAAUGAACAUUAGUCUUGCUGCAGAUGGUAUCGAUCACUAUGAAGAGGACUUUGUGUCGUCUGCAUCCGGUAGCGCAAACGAACAAAGUCCCUCUAAGGAGCCGGACAAACUGGACAGUCCUCUGAAAUCGCGAACGAAGAAAGAGGAAAAAACUCCCAGUGCCCGCACUGAGGACUUGAGCGAAGAGAUCGAAGAAGUGGACGAAAUCUUGAGUAGUACCUCCUGCCUCGAAGAUACGAAUACGGAUAAGAAUAUAUCAAACUUUACGACGGGUAUUACCGCGGAUUAUACCUAGAAGAAGUGUGUAAUUUUUGAUCGUGUCACGCCGCAGGUCCUCUAUGAGAAUAUUAGGGACUCGUUUCUCUCACGUGUAAUCUGUAUGAGAUCGAUAUCCUAUUGCUAAGGCAUCCGCGCGUCUAUGCCGACUACUAUAAGAAUUCAGGAACUCGCAGAAAUCAAUUCAUAGUUUCUGAUAAAGGCACUGCCAAGCCGUGGCUCAAUACUUAUAAGUUACGCUGCAUGAAAAGAAACGUAGAAGGAAAAAUGUCUGAAUGCAUAUUUCGACAGAUGAUACGAUAUUUUUGUACGCUUUGUAAAAAUGAGCGAUGUUCCGAAACUGUCAUAGCUACUAUUCUUACAACACUAACAAAGUAAAGGAUGAAAUAUAUGCAGAAUUGUAUUGAAUUGUUAUAUAAUAAUGAAAUAUGCAAUAUUUUCCAACUUUUUAGUUUAGAUAAGUCUUUGCCUGUAUUUUGAACAAAGAGAAGUAAUACAUUAUUGAGUAUUCAAAUAAACUUCUUUAUUUUAUUCAACUUCAGACAGACUACCUUCUACGUUGUUAUGUAAAAAAAAAAAAUAUGCCUAGUAUUAUUACUCUUAUAAGCAAAUUACACAAGUGUUAUGAUAAUUUAAAAUUAGAGACGACGAGUUACUGCUUAUUAGUAACUAAUUAUAUUUCUCUUUUUUUUCUUUUUUUUAACUCUCUAUUAGCGUUUUGUUGUGUUUACUGAAGUAUCUCUGUCCUUAAUUUUAUGACUGAACAUUGUCCAUUACCUCAUUUACAUAAAGUUACUGGUAUGAUAUUGUAACAAUAUCAGGAAAUCGUCCGUCUAGAAAUGGAUUGCCUAAAAAAUCCAUCAAAUUAUUUUUUCGAACAUAAUGGUGCUAAGUGUUUGAAGCUAAAGUUAUUUAUGAAAGUUAAAGUUAUCUAAGGGAAAAAAGUAAAAAAAAAAAGAUUAGGUGCUUAUAUAUUUUCUUGCAGCCAUGAUUUGCAGGAAAUUAUGAUUAGUAAAAGCUGUAGACUAGAAAUAUUAAUUUUUGGGUAAUCCAACUCGAUUGCAAAAAAAAAGAAGAAAAAACAUUUUAAUAUCAAUAUUUUAUGCCCCGUAUAAGAUGCAAUAACUAAGUACAACUCAAGGUGGAUCAACUAGAUGCUUGACAAAUCAAAAUCUUUUUGUAAACAAAAAAAA
Molecule: messenger RNA, 2777 nt
Organism: Linepithema humile (Argentine ant)
Lineage: Eukaryota; Metazoa; Arthropoda; Insecta; Hymenoptera; Formicidae
Product: centrosomal protein 43-like
Biological process (GO): microtubule anchoring
Cellular component (GO): centrosome
Source: RefSeq, a predicted model, not a curated record